CAGCUCCCCAUUCCCCAUCUCAGAUCGAGCAGGCGAGCACCAUGGCUAUGGUGCCCCACCCAGCUUAGUCCAGCAUGCCAGAUCUCGUGCCAGAUAGAUCUUCGCUUGGUCGCACCUCGUAGCUUCGUCCCCUCGACUCCAUGUGCUGUUAGGCUCUCGAUCGUGGGACGAGGGCGAGCGCCGCCUUGACCAUUAGGAGGUCUGCCGCAUUGCCAAGGAGAUCUGCAAGUUCUCCGCCGGUUCGACCUUGCUCUCCAGCUUGUAUGGAUCUCGUGGAGAGUGAGAUGUCAUCGUGUCCUAUGGAAACAAAUGAUUGUGCUGAUGCUGAAUCCAUUGUUGUCACGAGCUCUACCAUAUCAGAUUGCUUUAGUACGCCAACGAGCAGCAGGAGCAUUCCAUUUUGUAUUACCUCCUGGACCCCUGAAUGUGACGAGGCAAAAAAACCAGCCAUAGGCAUGGAGUUCAAAGAUUUGGGUGAGGCUGAGCACUUCUACAAGUCGUAUGCCCAUAGUGUUGGUUUUUCUGUACGGAAAGGGCAGAGUAGAACCGUUGGAAAUGAACAAGUGUGGAAGAGAUUCUAUUGCAAUAGACGUGGCUGGCGAUCAGAGAAAGAGCAAACCAAGAUUAAGCGCAAGACAAAAGUUACUAGGUGUGACUGCCAGGCAAUGAUAACUCUAAAAUGGAAAGGCAAUAAAUACAUUGUGACAGCAUUUUUUGAGGACCAUACACAUGAGUUAGCCUCGCCUAGCAAGCAACAAUUCCUGAGAUCGAAUAGAGAAGUUAGUGACAGUGCAAAGAGUUCACUGUUCACAUGCCACACAGCAAGCAUUGGCACCUCUGCGGCCUACCGCUUACUUCGUGUCGGAGAUGGUGGGUUUGCCAAAGUAGGUUGCACAAAGAGAGAUUUUCAAAAUUAUCAUCGCUACUUGAAAUGCGCUAUAAAUACCUCAGAUGCACAGAUGUUCAUUGACAAUCUAGCUAGGAGGAAGGAAGCCAACCCAGCAUUCUUCUUUGAUUACAUGCUGGAUGAGAAGGGGCGAUUGGUGCACAUAUUUUGGGCUGAUACAACUUCUAGGAAGAACUACUCACAUUUUGGAGACGUUAUCUCUUUCGAUUCAACAUAUACAACCAAUCAGUAUAAUAUGAUAUUUGCACCUUUCACUGGAGUGAACCACCAUAAGCAAUCAAUAUUCCUUGGUGCGGCACUUAUCUCCAAUGAAAAGGCAGAGUCGUAUAUCUGGGUGUUUGAGACCUUUUUGAAGGCAAUGGGAGGAAAGAAGCCUAGCCUCAUAAUAACAGAUGAAGCUGCUAGUAUUAAGAUGGCUAUUGACAAAGUUCUUCCAUCAACUAUGCAUCGCCUAUGCAUGUGGCACAUUAUGCGAAAGGUCCCUGAGAAGGUGGAACCUUCUUUGAGGAACAAUGACGAUUUCUAUGCCCGCCUCAAUUCAUGUGUUUGGGGGUCUGAAACUGCAAUAGAAUUUGAGGAGGCGUGGUCUGCCCUCAUCAAUGAUUUUUCUUUGCAAGAUAACACCUGGUUUGCUGAUAGGUAUUCAAUUCGUGAGUCAUGGGUGCCUGCGUACUAUAAGGACAUAUAUCUGGCUGGAAUUCUGAGGACCACCUCUAGGUCAGAGAGUGCGAACAGUUUUUUUAGCCAUUUCAUUGGUUACAAGUAUGCAUUAGUCGAGUUCUGGCUCAGGUUUGUAACUGCCUUAGAGGAGCAACGCCACAAUGAGUUGAUUGAAGAGAAUGCCAAUUUGCAAUCAAUGCCUGAGCUGCGAACAUCAUGGAAAAUAGAGAAGCAUGCUAGUAGUGUCUUCACGCACAAGGUGUUUGAUGCAUUACAGAAAGAGAUCCUCGCAGCUCGUGAAUACUGUGUUGUUGAGAGUAUGAGACAUGAGGGGGAGGAGAAAACCACAUUAAUUAGUGAUGGCCGAUCUUCCAAGGUUCGAGAGGUAGUACUUAACACAGCAACAAUGGAUGCUCAUUGCACCUCGCAAGCUAUUUAA
This is a messenger RNA of Lolium rigidum, 2006 nucleotides long. Its product is annotated as protein FAR1-RELATED SEQUENCE 5-like. Bases 264 to 2006 code for a protein of 580 amino acids. The record is from RefSeq and is a predicted model, not a curated record. Gene Ontology annotation, biological process: regulation of DNA-templated transcription. The transcript is spliced from 3 exons. Lineage: Eukaryota; Viridiplantae; Streptophyta; Magnoliopsida; Poales; Poaceae.